CGGCGGAAGGGGCGGGCGGCAGCGGCAGCAGCAGCAGCGUGGGACCGCCAUGGGCCGCAAGAAGAACAAGAAGGGUCCGGGCGGCCGCGAGGGAAGGCUGGUGGUGACUUUCGAUGAGGAGCGGCGGAGGGAGUACCUGACCGGCUUCCACAAGCGGAAGGUGGAGCGGAGGAAGGCGGCGCUGGAGGAGAUCAAAGGGAAGCUGAAGGAAGAGCAGAGGAAAAUGAAAGAGGAGCGGCACCAGGAGUACCUGAAGAUGCUGAGCGAGAGGGAGGAGGCGCUCGAGGAGGCUGAUGAACUGGAGCACUUGGUGACAUCGCGGACAGAGUCUGUGAACAUCGACCACCCAAACCACAUUGUAACAGUGACCACCAUCAGUGACCUGGACCUCUCGGGGACACGCCAGCUGGGACUGACCAGCUCCAUGGAAAAAACGGAUGGAUCUGAAGAAGACAAAGGGGAAGAGGUGGUGAACAAGCCUGUGAGAGCAAUGCCCAAGAAGUCCAGAAACCCCUUCCUGUCUGAAAAAAUCUCUUCUCUUACUGCCACACUGCACAUGCACAGCCGGAAAAAGACAAAAGGAAAGAGAUCCCAACGUGGGCAAGGCCCACGUAAGAAAAUCCAGAAGUCCAGCACAGGGCGAACCACCAAGACUCAGCGUCGGAGGCUGACUGGCAAAAUGGGCCGUGACCAAGAUUAACAGAGAAGCUAAUGUUCAGACCACCAGCUGGGACAGUGCUCAGUAUCGGGCCUGCUGCUCUUCAGGACACUGUCAUUGUGUGCAAGCACCUAGUUUACAUGGUGUUCUGACUAGCUGUGAACCCACUUCAGCCUUUCUGUAACCUCCUGAGCACUGGCCAGGGUGACCAGACACUCUACCCAUUUAUUUUUGCAGUAAUCUCCAGCUAAGUGCCUGGGUGCCACAGAAUCUGUUAAAAACUUCUGCUGAAGGUCAUGUUCACUAUUUGGCGUAACCCUCUGUCCUUUCAGAGCUGGUACUUGGGCUUUAUCAAAGAAGAGGAUCUGGGGCAGAGUGCAACGGGCACAUCGUUGUCAGGGCAAUUUGAGAGACUUGGGAGAGCUCUACUUGCACUCCUGCAUCAGUGCCCUGGCAUUUCUGCUGUGCAGUAAAUCCUUUUUCCAUGGAGACGUGGUGUCAUCUUGUCUCCUGUGUUUCUUCACCACACAACACAGUGCCACACCUGAAUGCAGGGGUACUUUUUGUGUGGUAGUUGUGCCAGGUGAAAUUGGGUAACUUUGUGAGUAAAUUGGAAGUAACUUUGCUAAUAAAAAAAAUAAAUCUGUGACUUAUUUGAAGCAUAA
Molecule: messenger RNA, 1323 nt
Organism: Catharus ustulatus (Swainson's thrush)
Lineage: Eukaryota; Metazoa; Chordata; Aves; Passeriformes; Turdidae
Gene: NOL12
Product: nucleolar protein 12
Exons: 6
Coding region: 50-700 (216 amino acids)
Cellular component (GO): nucleolus
Molecular function (GO): RNA binding
Source: RefSeq, a predicted model, not a curated record